Molecule: messenger RNA, 1075 nt
Organism: Rubroshorea leprosula
Lineage: Eukaryota; Viridiplantae; Streptophyta; Magnoliopsida; Malvales; Dipterocarpaceae
Source: the annotation of a GenBank genome assembly
GCAUCUCUGUCUGCUUCCCGAUUGCUCCUCUCUACCCAUCUUCCAUCUUCCAUCUUCCAUCUGCAACACUUCUCACCAGAUCCUGAGCUUGAAUUUUCCGGCAUCCUCAUCUGCCGAUUGUUCCUCUCUACCCAUCUUCUCCAUCUGCUGAUUGCUCCAUCUUUUUCCCCUUUUUCUGAUUUCGCAUCUCCCUCUGCCGAUUGCUUGCUGUACCCAUCUUCCAUCUGUCGCACUUCUCACCAGAUACCGAUUUCGGCAUCCUCAUCCCAGAUCCAGCGGUUAAUCUCCCUUUCCUCAAACUUUAAUCUUCUAGAUUGUGGGUUUUAUUACUGUGGGUAAUUACACUGAUAAUAUUAGUAUUAGCUCUUAGGUGAUGGGGAAAUGUCAAUCCUGGGACUCAAACUGCAUAUCACCAGGAGUGCCCUCACUUUGCUUCUGAAUGAGAAGUGCGGCAACUGGGGCCACAUGGGUGAAUGGCUAAUUUGUAGUAUAAUUUAAGUUAGUAUUUCUGAGAGAUGGGACCUUGAGAUUUGAGUAUUUGAAAGAAAAAAUAAACUCGGCACAUCUGAAGUUUCUUCUGUUUUUUCUAGUUUUUCUAGUUUUUCCCUGCUCACCUACCAGGAAAACUGGUUUUCUUGUAAUGUGCCUACUUUGAUAUGUUGAUAAGAUUUGGAAGUGGAAUCUGAAUUUGGGGAUUAAGAAGUUGUUUCUGCAUCUAAGAUGCUAUCCUCUGGUUUUCUUUUCUGUUAACCUUUUUUCUUUUCUUUUCUUUUGUUUUUUGGCUGAAUUUUGACAUUGCAUGUAAUGCUAGUGUAACAUUUUAAGUUUGUUUUUGCCCAGUAAGUUGUACUGGCAUUAUAAUUUAUAAGCGAUGGAGGCCUUCCCUAACCUUAGAGGUCUGCAUUUCACUUAUUGGACUUUACAUUGAGUGUUGAUUCUAGUAAGCUUUCCUGUUUGAAAAUACCUUGAAACCCAAAAUCAUUUUUCUCUCUACUCAAAGUAUUCCCAGCUUUCCUCCCUCUCUCCAUUGCCCUUUCUUUAGCAUCUGAAAUGAGCUUGCCUCUUGAAGUUUCUC